Messenger RNA from Entrophospora sp. SA101, 828 nucleotides. The record is from the annotation of a GenBank genome assembly. NCBI's taxonomy places the organism in Eukaryota, Fungi, Glomeromycota, Glomeromycetes, Entrophosporales, Entrophosporaceae.
AUGGCUGCACAAGACAAGAUUAUGGAAAAUGAGAUGAGCUUGGCAAAAUUAAAAACAUUUCAAGAUGAAGCUCACGAAGAUAUAAAUAAUGAUUUGAAGAAAAUUCAAGAUCAAAUAUACGAGCUUUUAGAAAAACAUCGUAUAGCUCGUUCAAACAUAUCCAAUCUUAGUGAUAAUCAAUCAAGAACAUCUGAACAAUUAGACAUUAUGUUACAAGCUAUACAUGAAUAUGCUCGAUUAAUAGAGGAAGCAAGCUUAACAAUCAAAACACAUUUUGAUGAUGUUGGAUCAACAAUAGAUUAUAAAUCAUAUGAAACAUUAGAUUUAUCACCGUUUCAACCACCACAAACACCAGAUGUAGCUUCUACCACACCAACAAGUGUAGGCGUUAAUUCACCUACAAAUCUCCCAACAACACAAGGUGGAGGAGGUUGCACGGGAGAUGAAGAAGAGAAUAAAAAUCAAGAAACAGAACAGGAAAAGGAUCAACAGCAGCCAAUUCAUCCAUUACCACGCUAUCAAAUUAAACAUCAAAAACUUUUGCUUAUGAGCAUGCGUAGAGCAGCUGUUGGGUUAAAAUUUUUGUUGUAUGCCAAUCAAUUGAAUGAUUACAAAAAUGGAUUUCCAGAUGGUGAAUGUGAUGUAGAUUUAGAUUUUAAUGAGGAUUCAUCUACCACUGAAGAAGUGGUAACAACUACUACUUAUCGAGAAGUUAUUCACGACAAAGAUACAACAAUAAAUACGAAUAACUGUAAUAAUAGCAGUAGCAGCAUUCCGGUGAAUGAAUAUGAAGACACCGAUUUACAACAUAUCGACAUCACAAAGUAG